AUGUCUCUCAAAGUCAGCAACCACAGCAAAGGCCACCCCGCCCCAGACUCCAACAAACCCGUGGAAAUCGCCGUCAUAGGCGGUGGAAUCGCAGGUCUGAUCCUAGCAAUCGGCCUCCAGAAAUACUCCUACAUCAACGUCUCAGUCUACGAAUCCGCCCACAGAUUCGGUGAAGUCGGCGCAGGCGUCGUCCUUGGCCCAAACGCCCAACGAGCCAUGCAGCUCAUCGACCCGGAAAUUCUGGAAGGCUACAAUCGACGAGCCGGCUUCGAUGAUGGCGUACAGGACGAACAUGGACUCUUCCCGUGGACAACGGUGUACAAAGGGCAGGAGCCCGACCUUGAUGAGUUUGUGAUCCAGUUCAAGCACAAGACUCGUGGAUCGACGGUUCACCGAGCCCAUUUCGUGGAUGAGCUUGUUAAGUUGCUGGAGCAUGGAAGGGCGCAUCUCGGCAAGAGGCUGGAUCAUGUCUAUGAGACUGAUGCUCCGGAAGCUCCCAUCACUCUGCACUUCACGGAUGGAUCUACCGCAUCCGCGGAUAUCGUCGUCGGAGCAGACGGCGUCCACUCCGUCGUUCGAAAGCACGUCCUUCCGCACGAUCCUACGAAUUCAGCUUUCUUCACAGGAACCUGCCAGUACCGCGCCACGAUUCCCAUGGAAAAAGCCGAAGCCUCACUGGGCAAGCUCGACCAGAAAGUCGCCCAACUGGUCGGCGAGAAUGGAACGGUCUUCGGCAUUCCCUUGUCCAAUCGCACGAUCUACUACAUCGCCGUCACAGUCUUCGAUCAGAAAGCACCCUGGAACAAAGACAAGUGGGUGGCCGAUGCCAACAUCGACGACGUCAAGGGCUACUUCGCCGACUGGGACGAUCACGCCCGCAAGACCGUCGAGUUGCUUCCAACCGACGGUUCAACAAUGGCUUGGUCGGUAUGGGAGAUGCCGCCCGCAUCCACGUACUACAAAGGUCGAGUGGCCAUCAUCGGAGACGCCGCCCACGCCUCGACGGCCUUCCAAGGCGCCGGUGCAGGCCAAGGCGUGGAAGACGCCCUAAUCCUCGAGAAACUCCUAGGCAAAUACCUCGACCCCGCCCAGCGCUGCAAGUCCAUGCCGACAGCCAUCCAGGCCGCACCGCACAUCCUGCAUGUCUACGACACCGUGCGACGCUUCCGCAGUCAGAAAGUCGUCACUACGAGCCGUGAGACUGGUCGGAUCAUCACUUGUCUCGAGCCGGAGAUCGGGAAUACUGCGGAAGCUCUUCGAAAUGCGCUGAAGGGCCGACAGGAAUGGAUUUGGGAUUUCGAUCAGGAGAGGUCGGUGAAGGAUGCUUUUCAGCUGUUUGAUGAGAUUAAGGAUGCUGGGGAGAGGCAGCUCAUGUAA
Messenger RNA from Zasmidium cellare ATCC 36951, 1377 nucleotides. RefSeq lists its product as uncharacterized. The coding region runs from base 1 to 1377 and encodes 458 amino acids. Gene Ontology annotation, biological process: secondary metabolite biosynthetic process. Gene Ontology annotation, molecular function: FAD binding. The record is from RefSeq and is a predicted model, not a curated record. The transcript has a single exon. Lineage: Eukaryota; Fungi; Ascomycota; Dothideomycetes; Mycosphaerellales; Mycosphaerellaceae.